Rotaria sordida is the source of this 732-nucleotide messenger RNA. The record is from the annotation of a GenBank genome assembly. Lineage: Eukaryota; Metazoa; Rotifera; Eurotatoria; Philodinida; Philodinidae.
AUGGGAAAUACCCAUAGUGCUAGUAGUGGUAGUACAUUGAAAAAACAUAUUGAAACAGCAACAAAAACUGGUGUACUUCAAUAUGAUAAUAAAAAACUUAAAGAAAUAAGUCCUGGUCUUUGUCUGCCAAAUUUACGUACAUUAUCAUUAAACGAUAAUGAACUUCAAACAAUUCCUAUGGAAAUUAGUUUAAUGGUUAAUUUAAAAAAUUUAAGUCUUCGAAAUAAUCAAAUCGUUCAAUUACCUGAUUGUUUUGGUCAAUUGAAAAAACUCGAAAAUAUUCAAUUAGGUCAAAAUCAACUUCGUUCAUUACCAUCAUCAUUUACUAAUUUAAGUAGUUUAAGACAAUUAAUCUUAUCAAAUAAUCGUUUUACAACUAUACCUGAAUCAAUACUUAAAUUACAUAAUUUACAAUUACUUGAUCUAACAUCAAAUCAAAUAACACAAAUUCCAGAUCAUAUUCAAACACUUCAAGUUGAUGAAUUAAAUCUUAAUGAUAAUCGAAUAAUCAAAAUAUCGGAUCAACUUCGUUUUUGUCCUCGUUUAAAAACAUUACGUCUUGAUAGAAAUAAUCUCGAUUUGGAUACAAUUCCAGUUAGUUUAUUAACUGAUUCAAAUUUAUCAUUACUUUCAUAUGAUGGAAAUCGAUUUGAUGAAAAAGCUUUUCAAGGAAAAGAAGGAUAUGAUAAAUAUAUGCAACGUUUUACAGCAAGUCGACGAAAACUUGAAUAG